UAAUUUCUGGCAUAGAAGGUGGUUCUACGUUAAUUGCAUAAUAUUGUCUGGGUACAUUACAAGCUUCUUUAAUAUUAAUGCAGGCCUCUAAGUGGAAUUGACUUUUCCAACCAGUGUCUUAAUACAGCAGUUGUCUGUAUCAAUGAUUAAAAGAUUGGACAGGUGGAUCAAUAGAUUUUUGCCCCUUUUAUAUCCACGGCUCUUCUAAUUGAAAUGAUUAUUACCAGGUCAGGUGUUUACACCCUGUUAUAUAGCCGCUGUGUCAAUAUCCAGGAACAAGCUCGAUCUCUCUCCUCCACGUCGACGAUUUAAAGGUCUGGCGAUUCCUGUCAUAUAUAGGAGGCUUGUAAAAGCCUGUUGAUAACGAAAGAGCGUCACAAAAACAAGAUGGCCGCCAAUGUCUGUAAACAUCUCCUCGGUACUUCCUGAUGUACUGGGAGAUUGCGUGAAAUCUUUGUUUUUUUUGUGUCGGAGAGAUUUAUUUUAUUGUCUGUGUGUGUGUGUGAUUCUGUGACCAGUGUGGAACACUGGCGACUUUCUGGGCAGUGCAAUCAUGGAGCCAAGUUAUAAGAUGGGAAAAUAUAGUCCAAAUCACUUACUGGAACAACAAGAUUUUGAAGAGAAUCAUCAGUGGACAAUGAGUGGCCCACCUGGCAGCAUUCAAGAUCAUGAUAACUUCAAUGUACAACAGAAGAAGUUGGAAAAAGAGAGAAGGCGAAUUGAAGAACAAUCUCGGAAAAAGAGACAGCAGUUAGGAAUAUUACAACACAACCCCGACAGUCGGCCGACGUCAGGCCGCAAACAUCGCAGCGAAACACAACCCCUUGUGGGGUCUAAACCGUCCACCCCUACAAAUCUCCAUGCCAAAAACAAGUCAAAAAAGAAAUUACUGGAAAAGCAUGAGCAUGAAUACAUCGGUCCUGCGGGUUUCGAGGAUGAGGAGGAAAUUCGUAGCCACUCGCCAAACCUUCGUCGUAACGACGGCUCGUAUCCGGUCCUCAACGUAACGGAGGACAGCUACAGCGACGACCCAGAUAGCGAUAUCCAGGACAUUCCCAUCAUAAAUCAAGGUGAGGAAUCAAACAAAAGGCGGAAAGACAAAAACAAGAAAGGCCCGGGCAAAUCAGGGGGCGGAGGGCAGUGGACGGCCCUUACUCCAAAUACCUCCUCCUCCUCCCUCUCAAAGAAUGCCGGGUCACGAUCCCGCACCCCCGAGAUCAUGAUCACGGGGGCGGACGACCGACAGCCAGACAACGAUUCCGAUGUGGACGAUAUCCCCAUGUUGGAUGCAGAAAACUCAAACAAACCUAGCAAAGGCCAAAGGCAGAAAAACAAAAAAGCUGCCCCUAAUCGGCCGCCGCCGCCCCCUAGUACCAGCGGCGAUCGUUCUGGAGGGCGAUCCCCGAUACCUCCCGCAGCUCAGCAGAAACAGCGACAGAAGGCGGGCAGUCAGCCAGUCCAGGGAUUCCAGCAGCCAGAGGAGGAGGAGGAAGACGACGGAGUGGAUGAGACCAGUGCCCCCGUAGUACCCAGCAAGUCCCCCAGCAGUAAAAACCUCAAACAGAUGGCCACCUACAACAAUGAGAAUGAUGAUCAAGACGAUACACCAGGAGGUGCGGAGGGUCGAGACUACUCACCAGAGCUCACGGAAAACCUGGACGAUUUUGUCCUCAGGCCAGCCCCUCAAGGUCACGUUAUGAAGUGCCGGAUCACAAGAGACAAAAAAGGUGUGGAUCGAGGAAUUUAUCCCACUUACUUUCUCCAUUUAGAGAAAGAUGAUGGCAAAAAGGUGUUUUUACUGGCUGGUAGAAAGAGGAAGAAGAGUAAAACCUCAAACUACCUGAUCUCCACCGACCCUACAGAUCUGUCAAGGGGAGGCGAGGCCUACGUAGGAAAACUCAGGGCCAACUUAUUAGGUACCCAGUUCACGUUAUUUGACAAUGGUGACAACCCAAAAAGCAAUUAUGAAAACGCUAGAAAAGAAUUAGUUGGAAUUAUUUAUGAAACAAAUGUCUUAGGUUUCAAGGGACCCAGAAAAAUGACCAUUAUUAUUCCUGGAAUGAAUUUGGACCAUGAACGAGUAGACAUCAAGCCAAGAUCUGACAAUGACGGCUUGAUUGACAGAUACAAGAGGAAGAAUAUGGAGAAUAUACUGGAGCUCCAUAACAAGACUCCAGUCUGGAAUGAUGAGACUCAAUCAUAUGUGCUAAAUUUCCAUGGACGUGUCACUCAGGCUUCUGUAAAGAAUUUCCAAAUUGUGCAUGACAAUGACGUUGAGUACAUUGUGAUGCAGUUUGGUCGAGUGGCAGAAGAUGUAUUUACCAUGGAUUUUAAUUACCCUCUCUGUGCUGUUCAAGCUUUUGGAAUAGCACUGAGUAGUUUUGACAGUAAACUAGCCUGUGAAUAACCCCUACUCCCUCCCCAAUAUCUCCACCCCACCCACCAUCAUCUUAAUCACAGCUCAAUCCAAUCUCAUCAUUUUUUUUUUAACUUUGCCAAUAAAUGUAGCGUUUCUUUGCUUUUUGUGUGAAAGUGAUAACUUGUAACUUGGUUAUGAAAUUGCACUUUUUAUUUUAAAAAAUGGGUCCACAUAUUAUAUUUAUCAUAAGUUGUAUAAAGGAUAUGUGUAAUUGAAGAUUAAAAAAUUACAUGCUAGGAAUACGUUACAGAAAUUUUCAGAACUAUUUUACUUGGUCAGAAAUCUGCAUGCACAUUUUACUGUGUUCAAUCUCAUCUUCAUUUUGUGUUCAUUAUUUUAAAAAAAUUCUUUAGGAAAAACAAGUAGUGGACAUUCUUUGCUAUGACUUACAACAUAUACUCCUUAGAAUUGUUAAUCCUUAUUUUUUCUAUUUGAAAACUGUUGUAAAAAGGCUUUCUUUGUUUUUUGAAUUUUUUUUUCAUAAUAUUACAAUAUCAUAGACCAUUUUAUUUAUGCUGGACACAUUUUCCCCCUUUUGCUUUUUUUGAACAGUUGAAGUGGACUAUGGUACAUAAAAAACCAAGUGUAGACAAUUCCUUCUCUGUAACGUAGAACUGAUCUGAAGUAUUUCCUUCAUAAGUAGAUAUGGUCAUAGGGGAUUCCAGUUUCUGUCAGAAAUUGAGCAUGUGGUGUUUUCUCUAAGAGAAUUGACAUUAUAUUAGAAAAUAUUUUAAAUAUUUUUAUUGUGCUGAAUUGUUAGAUUAUUUUAACAGAUGUGAAUGAAAGUUUUUAUUUGUAAGUGAUAAAAAAAUAUCACAUGACCAUUCAUGAAUAUGAUAAUCAAGGUCACAAUCGAAUUGUUUGAAAUAUGAAUAUUCAUGCUGUGUUUUUGCUUAAAUGUAGGUGUUGUGAUUUGAUUUUGUAUAUCAAAUGAUUCCUAAGUACUCUAAUUGUGACUUAUUUUUUUCCGUCCAUAUGCAUAUCACAUGGGCAUUUUAAUACCCCACCCCCUUCAUAUGGUUGUUGCAUGACAUAUAAAUAAACAUGUGGCAACAGACCUUUUCCCCAUUAGUCUUGAAAAUCCCAGUUUGUUGUAUUUUAUAUUGUGGUUGUGAUAAAUUGGGGGGAAAAACAUUCAACAUGUGUAACAUUAUAUUUUAGUGAUUUUUUUAUAACAAAAAAAAUUGUAUAUGACUUGUUGUUAUGGUGUUGGCUUUGCCAAUUGUGCAAUCUUUUUUUAUUUUUGUCAUCUCUCUUGCUCUGCUAUCUUAAACCCACUUGGAUACUGUUAAAAACAUUGUACUAGCAAGAAAACACAUUUGCCAUAUUCAGUAAUAUUUAUGGCUGAAGAAAUACUAUUUCUAUAGACAUCCUUAUGAAUGUUAGUUACAUCAUUUCUCAAGCCAGCUUUCGCCACGAAAAUACUUAAGUUUGUGAAGUGUAUACGAAUGCUAGUGACAAAUAAAAGAUGUUACAGUACCUUAUUUUUGGGAGGGGACAUUUUAGCAGUAGAUUGUUAUUUGAGGCAGAACAGAGUGAUGUCCCUUUACUGUUGUGUUUAGUUCAGGUGAUUUCACUGUUAUACUUGCACAAACAAACAUUUUUUUUCCAAAUUUGAUCAAAUUAAGAUUUUCUGAUUUCAAACAUGUCAGACAAAAUUUGUAU
Molecule: messenger RNA, 4084 nt
Organism: Saccostrea cuccullata (small rock oyster)
Lineage: Eukaryota; Metazoa; Mollusca; Bivalvia; Ostreida; Ostreidae
Product: tubby protein homolog
Exons: 15
Coding region: 554-2407 (617 amino acids)
Biological process (GO): protein localization to cilium
Cellular component (GO): cilium
Source: RefSeq, a predicted model, not a curated record